This is a messenger RNA of Penicillium egyptiacum, 1548 nucleotides long. Lineage: Eukaryota; Fungi; Ascomycota; Eurotiomycetes; Eurotiales; Aspergillaceae. The record is from the annotation of a GenBank genome assembly.
AUGCGCUCACUGCUUCGCCUGAGAUCGUCCCUAACGCCUGGCGAUAAAUUCCUGCCAUGGCAAUUCACGCGGUCGCGACCGCUGUCGUAUACUGCGAUUCGCCAUUGCUCGUGUUCUGACAAACCCGAAGCUCCAACGGUACCUCCGACCGAUCAUCGAGCUCUCGGAACCGCCCAAGAGCUCUUCACAUCUUCAGUCUACAGUCCCGGAUCUCCUCUGUUCCUCCCAAAUGGCACACAUGUUGUCAACAAACUCAUCUCCUUCCUCCGCACUCAAUACCUACAAUACGGCUUCCGUGAAGUCUUAACCCCAACCAUCUAUAAAAAGUCGCUGUGGGAGAUAUCGGGCCACUGGCAGAACUACAAGGAUGACAUGUAUGAGGUGACCGGCCGAGGAGCCAGUGGCGAGGCAGAUGGCGAAGUAGGUGAAGAUGAAUCCUACGGACUGAAGCCAAUGAACUGUCCCGGUCACUGCCUACUCUUCAAGUCGCAGAAUCACUCCUACCGCGACAUGCCGGUGCGCUAUGCAGACUUCAGCCCGCUGCACCGCAACGAAGUGUCAGGAUCACUGACUGGUCUGACGCGCGUUCGUCGUUUCCAUCAGGAUGAUGGGCACAUAUUCUGUCGGCGGCAGCAGAUCAAGUCGGAGAUUGCAUCGGCGCUGGGAUUUGUGGACAUGGCUAUGAAGACAUUCGGACUCGGUCCGUAUCGAUUGGUCUUGUCGACACGACCGGAAACCGAUUAUAUUGGGACUUUGGAGAUGUGGGAUAAUGCCGAGAUGCAAUUGCGCGAGGCUCUGGACAGUACCGGACGCGAGUGGGCGCUGAAUCAGGGCGAUGGUGCGUUUUACGGCCCCAAGAUCGACAUCCAGCUCCAGGACCAAGCUGGCAAGUACCACCAGCUGUCUACUAUUCAAUUGGACAUGAACUUGCCACAGCGAUUUGAGCUGGAGUAUCAGGUUGCAGAGAGUGAGCCAGACUACAAUCCAGCCACACCCGGAGUUGCAACUCCAGUUAUGAUUCACCGCGCCAUCUUCGGCUCAUUGGAGCGGUUUUUAGCGUUGCUGAUUGAACAGCACGGUGGCCAUUGGCCAUUCUGGCUUUCUCCGCGCCAGGCCAUUGUCCUGACAGUUAACCAAGACGAUGCUGUUGUGCGCCAGGCUCAGGAAGCAGCAGCCAAGUUUGCUGGUUUCCGCGCAUUGCUGAAUGAUGGUACCGCGGAAUCGCCCCGUCCACUGUCCUCUGUCGACUCUACUUUCUUGGUUGAUGUUGAUACCAGCGCACAGACCCUGGGCAAGAAGAUUCAGCGCGCCAAACAGAUGAAGUAUAACCUCAUCUUCAUUCUCGGAUCACGGGACCUGGCCGAUGGUGGUAUCACCGUUGAUGUCACUGGGCAGAUGCAGAGCAAGACAGAUAAAGAUGGUCAGACAUUGCAGGCGCUGAUUAAAGCCAGACUAGGUAAUGAUGCGCUACAGAACCCUCGAGCUGUUAAGCUCAGUGUCGACGAGGUGCAUCCGCUGUUGGUCGAACUGGAGAAGAGCUUUGUGUAA